This is a messenger RNA of Psammomys obesus (fat sand rat), 1395 nucleotides long. Its product is annotated as interstitial collagenase A-like. The transcript is spliced from 10 exons. Gene Ontology annotation, biological process: collagen catabolic process; extracellular matrix organization; proteolysis. Gene Ontology annotation, cellular component: extracellular matrix. Lineage: Eukaryota; Metazoa; Chordata; Mammalia; Rodentia; Muridae. The record is from RefSeq and is a predicted model, not a curated record. Gene Ontology annotation, molecular function: zinc ion binding; metalloendopeptidase activity. Bases 1 to 1395 code for a protein of 464 amino acids.
AUGCUUACCUUUCCUUUGCUGUGGCUUCUCUGGGGCACCAGUUCUUAUGCUUUCCCUGUGUUCCAAGAUGGACAGAGGAGAGAUGUGGAGACCGUCUGGAAAUACCUGGAAAACUACUACAACUUGGACAAGGACACAGCGGUUAAAAACCUAAGUGGCAAGGAGUUGAUGGCUGAAAAGCUGAAGCAAAUGCAGCAAUUAUUUGGGCUGAAAGUGACGGGAAAGUCAGAUCCUGAAACCCUGCGAGUGAUGAGGAAGCCCAGAUGUGGGGUGUCUGAUGUGGCCCCAUAUGCCAUCAAUCACUACACUCCUCGUUGGACAAAAACACAUCUGACUUACAGCAUUUUAAACUACCCACCAUAUCUGUCAAGAGAAGCUGUGGAAGAUUCCUUUGAGAGAGCCUUCAGACUCUGGAGUGACGUGACACCACUAACAUUCUCACGGGUCUUUGAGGAGGAAGGAGAUAUUGUGCUAGCCUUCUACAGAGGAGACCAUGGCGACAAUAACCCUUUUGAUGGACCUGACUAUCGCCUUGCUCACACUUUUCAACCAGGCCCGGGAAUUGGGGGCGACGUUCAUUUUGAUCUUGAUGAUAGGUGGACUGACACCAAUGAGAAUUUCAACUUGUUUUACGUUACGGCUCAUGAACUGGGUCACGCCCUUGGACUCACCCAUUCUUAUGAUAUAGGGGCACUAAUGUUCCCCAGCUAUACAUGGUACACUGAGGACUUUGUGCUAAACCAGGAUGAUAUUAAUCGCAUCCAGGCUUUAUAUGGGCCGUCCCCAAAUCCCAUCCAGCCAACUGGUGCAACAACUCCAACUCCAUGUGAUAGUCGUCUGACCUUUGAUGCCAUAACUACAUUUCGGGGAGAGGUGAUGUUCUUUACAGGCAGGUUCUACAUUCGUGUAAAUAGAUUCAUGCGGGAACCUGAGCUCAAUUUGAUAGGUAUUAUCUGGCCAAAUGUGCCAGGUAAACUUGAUGCUGCUUACGAAGCUAGCAUGAUGAAUGAAGUCCGCUUUUUCAAAGGUGAUAAGGUCUGGGCUGUUCGCACACAGAGUGUCCUGAGAGGAUUCCCCAUCGAUAUCCACAGCUACUUUGGCUUCCCUAGCUACGUGACCCAAAUUGAUGCCGCUGUUUGUGAGGAGGAAACUGGGAAAACAUACUUCUUUGUUGACGAUAUGUGCUGGAGGUAUGAUGAAUACAGGCGGUCCAUGGAUCCAGGCUAUCCCAAAGCAAUAGCAGAGGACUUCCCUGGAAUUGGAGAUAAAGUUGAUGAUGUUUUUGAGAAAGACGGAAAUUUCUACUUCUUUCACCAAAAUAUUCAACACAGAUUUAACCUCCGAACGAGAAGAGUCGAUGCUACCCGUGGCUCUCAAACCUGGUUCAACUGCUAA